Molecule: messenger RNA, 557 nt
Organism: Macadamia integrifolia
Lineage: Eukaryota; Viridiplantae; Streptophyta; Magnoliopsida; Proteales; Proteaceae
Product: CLAVATA3/ESR (CLE)-related protein 3
Exons: 1
Coding region: 111-404 (97 amino acids)
Biological process (GO): cell-cell signaling involved in cell fate commitment
Molecular function (GO): receptor serine/threonine kinase binding
Source: RefSeq, a predicted model, not a curated record
AAUAUAGAGAAAAUGUGUAUAUAUAUAUUAGCCCAUCUUGCUUUGAAUCUCUACUACACUUGCUACUUUGUUAGAGUUAAUUGGGAGUCUAAAACUGCAGUUGUUGUUCAAUGGCUUGCUUGAGGUUCUCCUUGUGUCUUCUUCUCUGCUUGGUCCUUUUGGUUGCAAGGUCUGAAACUCGACCUCUUCUUCAUCCAUCUCUGGAUGAAGGAAAGAGGCUAACUGAAUCCUCCUUUCGGACAUUGUCUGAGAUUUCCAAACAUCCAUUCAAGGGAGGGGUGAUGAGAGAAGAAGUCACCGGAAGCCAACACGAAGCAGAGCGAGUGAGUCCCGGAGGACCUGAUCCACAACAUCACUCAAGGAAUCUGUCCAAAGGAACUUUGUGGUGGAACAGUCAUCAGUGACUGAUCGUCCAAUUCAAUUGUGCUGCAAUGAGAGAGAGUUAUUUUGGAGUUGGUUUAGUUACUUGUGCUUUUUUUGUAAAUAAAUAACAAGCCAUGUACUGCCAAUCAUUUCUCAGUGAUCCACCCUAACUUCUUGUUGGGUGUUUUUUGUUU